This is a messenger RNA of Paramecium tetraurelia, 1128 nucleotides long. RefSeq lists its product as uncharacterized. The record is from RefSeq and is a predicted model, not a curated record. NCBI's taxonomy places the organism in Eukaryota, Ciliophora, Oligohymenophorea, Peniculida, Parameciidae. Gene Ontology annotation, molecular function: protein binding. The transcript is spliced from 4 exons. Gene Ontology annotation, cellular component: COP9 signalosome.
AUGAAUUUAGAUUUUUCUAAACUAACAGUCUACACCAAUUCCCUCCUUGCUUAUAGGCUAUUUGUUUUGGGCUAGAAUUAUCCUUUAUUGACUCCUUAAAUUAUACCUAAGCUUGAGGAAAAUGGUCUUUAUUUAGCAGCAGCUAAUUUGGCAGAAAAAUUAAAAACUUCUUAUUCCAAAGAUGAGUUGAAUUAGGCUCGAAAGACCAUUUCAGAGAAAAAGAAUUAGAUCAACCAAACCAAAAAUUUAUAAAAUAGAAAUGCUUUAAAAGAACUCUUCAUCUAAUUAGGAGACUUAUACUUGAAAUAUGGAGACUUAGUUGAAGCUUAUGCUGCAUAUUACAAGGCCCAUGAGAAUAAUUAGACCCAAGAAGCACUAAAUUAUGCCAAUUCCUGGGUGACUUGCAUGAUUUUAAGCAAUAAUUACAUGCACUACAAAGUUAUUAAUGUCAAUCCCAAAGACUCAGAUGUCAAAGGAUAUCAGAAGUGGUUAUUAUUGAGUGCCAUCAGAAACUACGUAAGAAUGGAUUACAAGAACUUUUUAAUUGACUUAUUACAAAUUGAUACUAAUCAUCUUGAAUCAGUGGACUUUAUCACAAGCUAUUUUGAUCUGAGCAAAUAUUUCGCAAUAGCUAGUCUAAUCACAAAAUUACCUAAGGAUAUCAUUGAAAUAUUAUAGAAUCCAUUCAUUAUUAGAAUACUUGAUGCAGAUCCUUCAGUGUUGGAGACUUUGAAUUGCUAUAUAGAUUACGAUUUCGUUCAAUUAAUUUAGAAGUCUUAAUUGCUCAUUAUUGAAUUGGAAAGAGAUGUUAUCUCAGCUCCACUCAUUUCAUAAAUAAAAGAAAAAGUCAUUAAUACAUUACUCAAAUAAUAUAUCAUUAAUUUCAGAAGAAUGUCUUUGGUUUCAUUAGCCAAUUUAUUGAACUUAAAACAUUUUGAAGCUCAAGCAUUAGUAGAAAACUUGAUUAAGACUGAAAACCUCAAUUAUGUUAUUGAUCCAAUAGAUAUGAUUGUUCAUGAAAAAUACACAAAUGAAUAAUAGUAAAUACGCCAAUGUCAUUAACUCGGAGUAACAGUUUUAAAAGCAUUAGAUCAUAAAUAUUUCUAAAUUCUACAAGAUUAAAAAUGA